AUGGGCGCCCAGCCAGUCGCCGCUGCCGAACGCAUACCUUGCAGCCACCGGCCCUCUAAGCUCCCGCCUAGCACCUACGACAGAAUCUUCGCAUUGACUGUCGAGAACGACUGUGACGACUUCGAAGACAAGGUCUUCCAUGUUUACCGUGAGGUCUUGAAACAUUCUUCUAUCUGGUUCAGCAAACGUUUGGAAGAUGAGUGGAAAGGAGAUACAGGCUCUAUGAACCUCCAUAAAUACAAAACCCCUUUUUGCUCUGCCGUGGAUAUUUUCGAACUCUUCUUCUACUGGCUGAACACAGGAGAGCUUGCCAUCUCAACCUUCGCCGCGCACAUGGUAUUGGAGUCUCUGGCUACGGCUUACGAGUUUUCGAACGAGUAUGAUAUUAACGAAUUUGGUAAUGCUCUUUUAGAUGCCUUCUACCUCCAUCUUGUUGAGCUGGGCGUGAUGAUUCCGUCUACCAUCGUGGCCAUCUACAAACUCACAGAAGAAGAUAGUGAGGUGCGACGGAUGUCAGCUGAAUGGGUCUUUGAGAAUGGCGAUACUGCUAUGUCAACAUCUCGUCGCAAAAAAAUUGACAGGGAUAUUCUGUGGGAAACUAUCAACAUGUCGUACGAGCAUAAACAAGGAGUCGGCUAUCUGAAGCGCCUAACAAAGGGCCAGCGCCUUGAUCAUAUUCAGAACGCCAAAGAUCACCUCUGCGAGAAUUUUCACGAUCAUGACUUGGAGUCAAUCAAAACCGAUGAGGAUUAA
This is a messenger RNA of Pyrenophora tritici-repentis Pt-1C-BFP, 753 nucleotides long. RefSeq names its product BTB domain containing protein. Lineage: Eukaryota; Fungi; Ascomycota; Dothideomycetes; Pleosporales; Pleosporaceae. The record is from RefSeq and is a predicted model, not a curated record.